AUGAAGCCACACUCUUCUUUCAAUUUGACUCUCAUCCAAAAAGCCAUUCGUUUGCUGUAUGAUCAUCACGGAAGCAACAGCACCAGCACAGGUAAAAACCGAGCCGCCAGUUUAAUCGUUUCAGGAGUUGGAAGUACCUCAUUGGCUUGGCUCUUUGGUGUCCCUGGAGCUAGUUCAUAUCUCAUGGAUGCUCAUAUUCCGUAUGGAAUGUCUGCAGUGAAUGAAUUAUUAUUUGAUCAUCCGGUUUUGGACGCUACACAAGAAAUUAAAUACGUGAGCGAGGAGGUUGCUUUGAGGAUGAGCUCAAAAGCCUUCGCCAAGAGUGCUCAUAUUUCCUUCUUUUCCCGAUAUCCCCAUAGUUGUAAGAAUGAUGAUACUUCAAUGUCGGAGUGUAAUGCUGUGCUUCAGAAUUAUGCCUCUUGUUUAAGUAAUGCAAUUGGAUUGGGAUGUACAGGAGCAAUCCGAACAUUGCAACCAAAGAAAGGAAAGCAUCAUGCAUUUAUUGCAAUUAAAUGCUUUGAAAAUGGAAAAUUUGUAAACAAAACGUACAGUAUUGAAUUGGAGAAAGAUAAACGUGAAAGAGAAGAAGAGGAAAAUCUCAUUUCUUUGUUGAUAAUUCGGACUUUAUUGAAUCACUCGCUUCCUGAUCAUAUCAAAGUUGAAGAAAAUACAAAAUCCAUCCUCAACGAAUUGGAUCAAUAUUUUAAUAACUUGCUGUUGGAAAAUGAAAUAGUUCAAAACAAAGAAUGGUCGGAAGAAAAUGUGUGGAAUUUUGAGAGCGACAGCUCAUUAAUUGGGCUUUACUCUUAUUCAAGAAAUCUUAAUAACGAAGAAACCAUUUACGAGUUAGGCCACGAAGAAGCUCAAUUAUUUUUAAAAGAGAAAUAUUUAAAUUUUAUUCUAUUCCCUGGAAGCUUUAAUCCUCUUCAUCAUGGACACAUACAACUCAUGGAAAGAGCAAAGAAAAUAGCCCUCAGCCAAUUAUCAGAUGUUGAAAAACGUAUUGGAUUGGAAGCUUUUUUUGAAUUAUCUGUUCAAAACGUUGACAAGAAAGGAAUAGAUGUUAAUAUUCUCAGAGAAAGAUUGGAAGGUAUGAAGAAGGUAUCAGAUCGAUUCUCAUGUCUCAUAACAAAAGCUCCACUGUUUAUUCAAAAAGCAAAAUUGUUCAAUAAGGAUUCAAAAAUUUUCAUCGUUAUUGGCUCGGAUACGGCUAUUAGAAUUGUGGACACCAAGUAUUAUAAAAACAGUGAGGAGGAGAUGAUCAAGGCAUUAAUGGUAUUCAAGCAACAUAAUUGUGUGUUUUUAGUUGGAGGAAGAUUAGACCAAAAAGACAAGACCUCCCAAAAAUUUAUCACAAUGAGUGAUAUUAAUGUUCCAAAAGGAUUUGAAGACAUUUUCAUUGAAAUUCCUGAAUUCAGAGUGGACAUUAGCUCCACUGAGCUUAGGAACAAAAAGUAA
This is a messenger RNA of Naegleria lovaniensis, 1458 nucleotides long. RefSeq lists its product as uncharacterized. Gene Ontology annotation, molecular function: nicotinamide-nucleotide adenylyltransferase activity; ATP hydrolysis activity. The transcript has a single exon. Bases 1 to 1458 code for a protein of 485 amino acids. Gene Ontology annotation, cellular component: cytoplasm; nucleus. Lineage: Eukaryota; Heterolobosea; Eutetramitea; Acrasida; Naegleriidae. The record is from RefSeq and is a predicted model, not a curated record.